Pleurotus ostreatus (oyster mushroom) is the source of this 756-nucleotide messenger RNA. RefSeq lists its product as uncharacterized. Bases 1 to 756 code for a protein of 251 amino acids. The transcript is spliced from 5 exons. The record is from RefSeq and is a predicted model, not a curated record. Gene Ontology annotation, molecular function: hydrolase activity, acting on ester bonds. NCBI's taxonomy places the organism in Eukaryota, Fungi, Basidiomycota, Agaricomycetes, Agaricales, Pleurotaceae.
AUGCCGUUCUGCGGGGAUCCUCUUGACAAGACAGCGCAGAAUUCUUACCAAUUGUACUCGUCGGGCCACAUUGGCAUGCGCGAGGGUCGCUUCAAAAUCUUGUCGUCUUCGGCGAUUCCUACAGUCGACGUCGCCCAACGACGAUUGCGAAGUGAUACCCUCAAGGUUUCCAAUUUUGCAUUCCCCGGCGCCACCGCUGAAACCGACUUUCCGAAGCAACUAUCUCGCUUCCUUGAAAAGACUGAUGGCAAGGUCGAUCAACCCCGGAGAGCAUCCUUGGAUCCGGGCGAGGCAACCUAUGUGAUUUUUCUGGGAAUCAACGAUUGUGGAGCUAUGGGAUCUGAAGACUUGGAAAGCAUCGUUGAGAGCAUCUUCGACGUUCUUCACCGCCUUUAUCUGAAAUGCAACGCUCGAAACUUCAUCCUCUUCGACGUUCCUCCGACGGAUCGCUCACCACAAGCCGUAGACCGUGACCUCUCUGCGGUGUUAGAAGACAACAUCACGACCUGGAACGACGCCCUGCGGGCUCAAGCGAUUGAAUUCGGGUCAUCAAACAAGGAUGUGACGGUGUUUCUCUUUUCGGCGCAUCAAGUACUCACCGAUGUGCUUGACGACCCGCUAGAAUAUGAUUUUGGAGAAGACGAUCCGGGCAUUGAGGGGGGCCGUAUCUGGGAGGAUGGAUUGCACCUCACAUCCGACAUACACGAUAUAUUAUGCAAGCAGCUGCUCACAUCUAUCCUUGUAGACCAACUGUAA